Anolis sagrei ordinatus is the source of this 1457-nucleotide messenger RNA. RefSeq names its product coiled-coil domain-containing protein 63-like. NCBI's taxonomy places the organism in Eukaryota, Metazoa, Chordata, Lepidosauria, Squamata, Anolidae. The record is from RefSeq and is a predicted model, not a curated record. Gene Ontology annotation, cellular component: axoneme. Gene Ontology annotation, biological process: cilium movement; outer dynein arm assembly.
GAAGAAGAUGGCCUCUGAUUCGAACCUCUUCCUGGAUGAGAAGAGCUGCCUGGAGCUGCGGAUGCUCUUCCAGGCCAAGGAAAAGUACGAGGCACUGAUCGGGGAGGCCCGCUCCAUCGUUGUUGAACAGGGACACAAAAUCCAGGAACUGCAGGACAAAAUCAUCAAACAGGAAGUCCUGGUGAGAAAGAGGAAGGAGGAAGCUGACGGGAAGCGCCUCCAGAAGCAGAUCCAGAUGCUGGAGAACCGACUCAAUCAUUCCGUUGUUUGCUACGACACCAUCUUGGCCAAAAAUGCUGCCUUCCGUGAGGAGAUUGAGAGCCUCCAGAAGCAGAAGUCAGCCUUCGAUGCCAUCUUCAGCCGCCUUCAGCAGGAGCUGGAGGAUCAAAAGCGGGCCAUGGAGGCCACCACAGAGCAGGCUACGCAGGCCCGAGAGCAAAGAAUGGAGGCCCUGGCCAGUAUCUCAGCCACACGGGAGCAGUGCUGCAAGGACAUUGCCCAGUUUAACACUGAGUUCCGAGAGCUGCAGCGCGUCUACAAUCAUGAGAUGAAGUUGAAGUCCUUCAUCUCCAUGAAGCUGAUGGACCGCUCCGAGUUCGAGGAACAAGCGCGGAAGGAAGAAGCCCUGAAGCAGAAGACGCGGGCCAAGUCCAAGGGAGAGAGCUUUGAGAGCUAUGAGGUGGCCUACCUGCGGCUGCUGAAGCUGACGGAGAACGGGAACAUUGACCGCUUGGCCAAGGAGUUUGCCGAGAAGGAGAAGAAGAACUUUGCUGCCUUCAGCUACAUCACCGAGCUCAAUGACGACAAUGAGAGGCUCCUCAAGAGAAUCCAGAGUGUGCAGAACGAGAUUGACCAGCUCAAACUGGAGCAGGAGAAGGACCAGGAAGUCCAACAUGGGACCCUGAAAGAGAUAGAGGAAAAACUCCGCUAUGCGACAGAGGAAGGCAACCGCUUUGAAAAGAAGGUCAAGGAGAGCGGAAAGACUCUGGCGCAACUCACGGCCGCGGUUGACUUCCUCUUCCUGCAGAUGGGAUGUGACUCCGCCCCCAUCCGAGAACAUCUGGGGGAGACAGGGGAGGUCACCCAGCACAAUCUUAUGCAUUACUUUGGCAUCAUAGAGAAGAAGACCAAUGAGAUGCUGCUCCAGGAAGCCUUUCUGCGCUACAAGGAAGUGGAGCCUGACCUAGAACCCGGACCGGAAGUGAAUCCCUUCCUGGGAGGCUCCAACCUCCUCUCAUCCGUUGAACCUGUUGCUGUGGCCCCACCCUCCCUCGGAGCAGAACCUGACAAUGUGGAUACUCCGUUGGAUCAUGAAAAUCUCCGUGCUUUAAUUCAAGAGAAUCUGGAAAAAGAGAGAGAUGUCGUCGAACGUAAACAGUCCUUAUAAUAAUAAGGAAGGAGAAUAUAUAUAUAUAUAUUUAUUGUUGCUUCGAAUAAAUGAUGCUGUUUUGUUGCCA